GGCGGCGGCGCGUCGAGCUCACGUCUCUCAGCGAGUGUGCCUGCGCGCGAGCCGGCGAGCGGCGCGCGGGCGGCCCGAGCCUUGGCGGUGGUAGCGGCGGCGGACACAGCAGCGGCUGCGGCGGCGGUGCUGACACCUCCCACCAUGGACAGCUUCGACUUAGCCCUGCUCCAGGAAUGGGACCUCGAGUCGCUGUGGGGUGAAGACAUCUUAAGCCAGAGGAAUGAUUCCCUAGUUCUGGAAUUUCAGUCAUCAGCCAGCAGAUGCAGGAGCGUCUAUGAACCAGAUAGGAGUGCAUUACGGAGGAAAGAACGAGAAAGAAGAAGCCAGGAAGCGCAGCAGGACAGUGGCGGCUUUAAUUCCAGUUACUCUCUCUUCAGUGAACCCUACAAGACUAACAAGGGGGAUGAACUCUCCAACCGGAUUCAGAAUACAUUAGGAAAUUAUGACGAAAUGAAAGACUUUUUAACCGACAGAUCCAACCAGAGCCAUCUCGUCGGUGUCCCCAAGCCGGGUGUUCCCCAGACUCCCGUGAACAAGGUAGAUGAGCAUUUUGCAGCUGAGUCAAGAGCCCAGCCCCAGUCCUCAUCUGUCUGUAGCACUGCGUCUUCCACACCUGCAGCUGUCUCUGUGCAGCAGAGUAAGAGGGGCACCAUGGGCUGGCAGAAGACUGGGCACUCAUCGUCUGACGGCCAACAGAGAGCAGCACAACAGGGCUCUCUCAGGACCUUGCUUGGUGAUGGUGUCGGCAGACAGCAGACAAGGGCCAAGCAAGUAUGCAAUGUGGAGGCGGGCCUUCAGACCCAGGAGAGGCCCCCUGCCAUGGCGGCCAAGCACAGCAGCAGUGGACACUGUGUUCAGAACUUUCCUCCAUCCUUGGCUUCAAAACCCAGCCUGGUCCAGCAGAAACCAACAGCGUAUGUGCGGCCCAUGGACGGCCAAGACCAGGCUCCUGAUGAGUCUCCCAAGCUUAAGUCAUCCACAGAAACUGGUGUGCACUGCACAUCCUACAGAGGGGUCCCAGGCAACAAACCCGAGUCAGCCAGAGCCAAAGCCAAGCUUGCUAAGUUCAGCAUCCCCAAGCAAGGAGAGGAGAGUAGAUCUGGAGAGAGCAACAGCUGUGUGGAAGAAAUAAUUCGGGAGAUGACCUGGCUUCCUCCACUCUCUGCUAUUCAAGCUCCUGGCAAGGUGGAACCUAGCAAGUUUCCAUUCCCAAAUAAGGACUCCCAACUUGUAUCCUCUGGACACAAUAAUCCAAAGAAAGCUGACGCGGAGCCGGAGAGUCCAGACAAUGGCACAUCGAAUACAUCAAUGCUUGAAGAUGACCUUAAACUAAGUAGUGACGAUGAAGAGAGUGAACAGCAGGCAGCCCAGAGAACAGCUCUCCGCGCUCUAUCUGACAGCUCUGUGGCCCAGCAGACCAACUGCAGAGGUUCUGUGCCAUCCAGCAAGGGUAGCGGCGGCGGCGGCGGCAGCGGCAGCAGCGGCAGCAGCGGCAGCGGCAGCAGCAGCUCCUCCAGCGACUCAGAGAGCAGCUCUGGAUCCGACUCCGAGACCGAGAGCAGCUCCAGUGAGAGCGAGGGCAGCAAGCCUCCACACUGCUCCAGCCCCGAGGCCGAACCUGCGUCGUCUAACAAGUGGCAGCUGGAUAAAUGGCUAAACAAAGUUAAUCCUCACAAGCCACCUAUUCUGAUCCAAAAUGAAAGGAAUCAAUACUACCCGCCCGUGAAAGAUGAAGGCCAGGACUGCGGGAAACUUCCUGAGAUUUGCCAAGCCAGCCUGAGAGACAAGGACCUCAAGACUGCCUGCAAGGAGGAGCAGCGACCUAGGACCGCAAACAAGGCCCCUGGCAGCAAAAGUGUAAAGCAGAAGUCUCCUCCUGCCGCCGCAGUGGCUGUGACCACAGCUGCCCCGCCACCUGCAGUGCCCAGCGCACCCACGGAGAGUGCACCAGCACCCACCAGGAGGUCAGCGGGCAAGAAGCCCACCCGGCGCACAGAGAGAACCUCAGCUGGGGACAGUGCCAACUGCCACCGGCCAGAGGAGCCCGUGGCCCCAGACACACUGGGGGCAAGUGUGGUGGGACCCCCAGAGCCUCCCAAAACCAGGCCCUGUGGUAACAGCAGGACCAGCCACCGCAAGGAGCUGCGCUCCUCCGUGACCUGUGAAAAAAGGCGCACACGGGGGCUGAGCAGAAUUGUCCCUAAAUCCAAGGAAUUUAUUGAGACAGAGUCUUCCUCUUCCUCUUCCUCCUCGGACUCGGACCUGGAAUCGGAGCAAGAGGAAUAUGUCCUGUCCAAGACUCAGACCACCGCUGGGAGCGAGCCUCGGCUAAAGGAGGCCGGUAGCAGCAACAGCAGCACCUCCCGGGCCCCUGUGGGCUCCAUCAACGCCAGGACCACCAGUGACAUUGCCAAGGAGCUAGAGGAACAGUUCUACACGCUGGUCCCCUUUGGCCGGAAUGAACUGCUUUCUCCUCUAAAGGACAGUGAUGAGGUCAGGUCUCUCUGGGUCAAAAUUGACCUGACCCUCCUGUCCCGGAUCCCAGAACACCUGUCCCAGGAGCCUGGGAUCUUGAGUGCUCCUGCAGCCAAGGACAAUGACAGUGCGCCAGCCAGCCAUGCGUUAGACACACCUGCCGAAAAGACUUUGCCAAAAUCCAAGAGGAAACGCAAGUGUGACAAUGAAGAUGACUACAGGGAGAUAAAGAAGGCCCAAGGAGAGAAGGAGAGUGCUUCACGCCUGGCCGCCUCCGCUAAUAACACCUUGUCUGGGAGCCACUGCAACCUGAACAUCAACAGCUUGGCAAUACCAAUAAACAAAAAUGAAAAAAUGCUCCGGUCACCCACUUCGCCACUCUCUGAUGCCUGUAAACACAAAUACUCCAGCGAGGACCUGACUUCUUCCAGCCGCCCUCACGGCAAUGGGAUGUUGACUUCUGCCUCUUCCAACAAAAAGCCUAAGGCUGACAGCCAGCUGCAGUCACAUGCCGGAGACCUCACGAAAGCAGCUCACAACAGCUCCGAAAAUGGCAUCCUCCAUACUAAGUCACGGCCACAGACUGAGCCAUGGUCUCCAGGUUCCAAUGGCCACAGGGACUGCAAGAGGCAGAAGCUGAUCUUCGAUGACAUGCCUCGUAGUGCAGAUUAUUUUAUGCAAGAAGCUAAACGGAUGAAGCAUAAAGCAGAUGCGAUGGUGGAGAAGUUUGGGAAGGCCUUGAACUAUGCCGAAGCAGCCUUGUCCUUCAUCGAGUGUGGAAAUGCAAUGGAACAAGGCCCAAUGGAAUCCAAGUCCCCAUACACCAUGUAUUCUGAGACGGUGGAGCUCAUCAGGUAUGCCAUGAGACUAAAAACCCACUCAGGCCCCAACGCUACCCCAGAGGACAAACAACUAGCUGCGCUUUGUUACCGAUGCCUGGCUCUCCUAUACUGGCGGAUGUUUCGACUCAAAAGGGACCACGCUGUAAAGUAUUCAAAAGCACUGAUCGACUAUUUCAAGAAUUCAUCGAAAGCUGCCCAAGCCCCGUCUCCAUGGGGGUCCAGUGGCAAGAGCACUGGAAGCCCAUCCCCCAUGUCUCCCAACCCUUCUCCCACCAGCUCCGUGGGGUCUCAGGGCAGCCUCUCCAGCUCCAAUGCCCUGUCCCCAUCCACCAUCGUCAGCAUCCCCCAGCGCAUUCAUCAGAUGGCAGCCAAUCACGUCAGCAUCACCAACAGCAUCCUCCACAGCUAUGACUACUGGGAGAUGGCUGACAACCUGGCCAAGGAGAACAGAGAGUUCUUCAAUGACCUGGACUUGCUCAUGGGACCUGUCACCUUGCACAGCAGCAUGGAACACCUGGUCCAGUACUCCCAGCAAGGCCUGCACUGGCUGCGGAGCAGCGCGCACCUGUCCUAGGGACCAUGCCCUUGAGCCAGACUGCGUUCUCCUCUCCUCGGUGGCUCAAUGUUUCUGGACACUGUGCUACUGACAUUCCCAGCCCACAGCAUUUCCCAAACCACGGUGAACGUUUCCUCAGAGUCCAACAGUGAUUCUUUUAUGGGGCAUGUGUGUUAGGUGUGGGUUUGUACGAAGCUUUCUGCGUGUGUGUGUGUGUGUGUGUGUGUGUGUGUGUGUGUGUAAGAUCAACAGCUCUUCAAAACACGUUUUGUCCGGUUCCUAUAAUCCCAAGCUAGACAAGUGAUUAGAGGUUCCUCACUGGAGGAAAUCCACAUAGCACGUGUGUGCUCACGCUCUCACAGACACAUCCCACCCCCAGUGCUAAGCCAUUGCCUUCUUAGACAGUUCCACCAAAAUCUCAUGUGUUGCUGAACCUGGUGCGAUCCAGCACACCAAAUCAUAACUGCUGGAUGAGUUUAACCUAGCUCUUAUAUUAUUACUUUCAGUAUUAUAUACAAUUCCCCAAUUACUUUUGGUUGUUGUAUAUUAAUGAGUAAUUGAAUAAUGGAAACAAGUCAGUUAUUUUUGUGCCAGAAGUUCACUAGUUUGCAUGUUACCAAAUGCCUUGCCCCUCUUCUUAUACCCUCCCCCGGCCCUCAUUAGCUACUGAACUGAACACAUUAUAAGCCAGCGGAGUCCCACAAACUUCCCUUGCCUUGUCCCCACAUGGUAUAAAAAUGGCACCAGGAUUUGGGGAUAGCUCAACAACCACAAAAGCAACAGUGACCAUUUUGGUUCUU
This is a messenger RNA of Microtus oregoni (creeping vole), 4676 nucleotides long. RefSeq names its product AF4/FMR2 family member 3 (gene Aff3). The record is from RefSeq and is a predicted model, not a curated record. Gene Ontology annotation, biological process: regulation of gene expression. Bases 145 to 3894 code for a protein of 1249 amino acids. Gene Ontology annotation, cellular component: nucleus; super elongation complex. NCBI's taxonomy places the organism in Eukaryota, Metazoa, Chordata, Mammalia, Rodentia, Cricetidae. The transcript is spliced from 24 exons.